AUGGACAUCACCUGCUGCGAUAUGGAGGUAGCAGUCAUUGCACGCAACAUCCUCCUUCUGACGCUCAUACUGGACGACUCCAACGGUGAAAGUAACAGAGACAACUGGAACAUCUACUACCACCUCUACCUCGAUCAGGCAUGCCACACCAGGCUUCGGUCACAAGCUAAGAAACUCCAUGGCUUGUCUUCUUCCAUGAAAGCCUGGCGCGCCAGUGAAUACAGCAAGCUCAUUCGCUUCUGUGACCAAGGGACACUUAGGAGAGUGGGUGAGGUCUGGAAUUUCUACUUCUUCGAGAGCGGCAAAGACAGGCAGGCCAAUCUAGAGACGGCCAUCAAGACUGCAAUUCAGCGACGCAACGAAAUCACAGCCGGAAUGGGCAAGUCCAAUCUGAGUGCCCGUCGAUCAGUCGACCCGGUCAACACCGCUAGUCUUGAAGACUUGAGCGAGCUACACACACAUUUCUGGGAGUAUGGCAGACUGGAACUCGACGAAGUGAAACUGUCCCAAGCUGUAUAUGCGAAUCCUAUGUUUGUCCCACCUAACACAGCCACUUCGCUUCAUUGGGGAACCGAUCCGCUAUUGGGCUUUCAUCUAUCGGCUGCCUACUGCCCUCUAACCGACGGAUCACCACCAAGUCGCCAGGGAGGCCGGAAGACUAGCCUUCCACAUGUUGUUGAGUUCGUGCAUACUGAAUUCGCUACCUGGUCGAACUCCUUCAGGGAUCGUGCUAUUGGCAAACUGACUCUCCGAUUCUUCACGGGAGAAGCCCUCGCCUUCUCCCACGCUUUGCAACACAGAAGUGCGACUGGAGGUUUUGGCCAUGCAGGGUCAGCGCCCUACACUUUCACUGUCAUUGACACAUCUAAUCUUAUCGACCAUGCUGGCGCCCUCAACCUCUUGACUGCAACCUCGCCGCUUUUGGCGGAGGAUACGGCAGCUAGCCUGUAUACCGAAAUACUGGUCCGGCAGACCGAAUCGCAUCAAGAACUGGCCGAUAGCUUACUCUUUGGGCAUCUUCCCACCAUCUCUCUUCUCCUUGGUCUGUUCCCAGCCGACUAUUGGACGAACACAUCCCCUGUCUCUAUCUUCGACGAAUUCAUUAAUGGAUAUUGUCGCCCAGUUACAUGGAAGCGAUCCCCUCACCCCCAGCCACACCCUCCUCGGCCGCUGUCGCGCGUGCAGCCCUUGCGCAUGGAUGAGGAUAGCCUGACCGAGGUCCUCUUCCAGGAGCUGUUCGUGUAUAUGCACCUGUUUGGCGUGUUCUCUGUUGACACACUACGGAAGGAGGUCUACAACCCAGGAGCAUCUUCUGAUGCACAAGACAGCCUCCUUGCCUGGAAGGACUUGCCGUCUACAGUCUCAGUCACGCUAAAAGUGCUGAGGGAGAACGUGGCAAUUUUCAUCGACGAAGACUCUACGAACGUUGGUACGGUGCCAGUUCUGUGUUCCUUGGAGAACUCACGCACGUCUACAAUGCGACCCUGGCUGAAUAU
This is a messenger RNA of Anthostomella pinea, 1496 nucleotides long. Lineage: Eukaryota; Fungi; Ascomycota; Sordariomycetes; Xylariales; Xylariaceae. The record is from the annotation of a GenBank genome assembly.